Acanthosepion pharaonis is the source of this 825-nucleotide messenger RNA. NCBI's taxonomy places the organism in Eukaryota, Metazoa, Mollusca, Cephalopoda, Sepiida, Sepiidae. The record is from the annotation of a GenBank genome assembly.
AUGUUUCUUUCCAACAACCUUUUCUUGGCUCUCAGCCGCUUCGUAAGCCUCCAUAUUUCCACCUUUUUAUUCUCUCAAUACUUCUCUAAUAAUCACUUCAUAUUUCACAGUGGACAUAUUAAAAGUGUAUCUGAGAGACCACAUUGCUCACUGUUACCACUCUUUCCUGUUCUCGCCCCUUUUCUCUCUCCCUUUCUCCCUCCCCCUCUCUCUCUCUCCCUUUCUCCCCCUCUCUCUUUCAGUGUCUGUCUCCUAGUCGACAUACUUCAGCUUCUUACUUCUUCCUUUGAUAAGUUGUUUUCUUUUUUUUCCUCUCUGGGUGUAGAUUUUUUUUUCUUUCUGGAAUCUCAUAAACGAUCUUUAACUCACUUUUCUUCACUUACUUCGACUCUAAUUGCUUCGUUUCUUCAUUUCCUUUUCUCUUCUGCAUCUCUCACUUUUAUCUUUCUCUUCGUCUGUCUAUCUAUCUAUCUAUCUAUCUAUCUAUCUAUCUAUCUAUCUAUCUAUCUAUUUUUCGUUGCUUCUGGCCCGGUUGCAAACAGUGGAUCGACACAGCCAAAAACCGAAGAGAAAAUUACAGCCCCUCCAGGCUUGGCGUUCUUUUGGCGUCAAUUAGGAGAUGAAAACCCCACCCAAUUUCUUCCUCUAACUUUCUCUCUCUCUCUCUCUUUCUCUCUCUCUCUCUCUCUCUCUUUGACAUACUUUACCUUCUCUCUCUUGCACAAUGAAGCUCUUUGUAACAAUGUCACCCAUAAUCUAUCUGUUUCUUAUUUCUCUGUAUCUUUAUUUCCGUCUCUUUUUCUUUCAUCUGACUUUCUUGUUUAG